Messenger RNA from Thlaspi arvense, 666 nucleotides. NCBI's taxonomy places the organism in Eukaryota, Viridiplantae, Streptophyta, Magnoliopsida, Brassicales, Brassicaceae. The record is from the annotation of a GenBank genome assembly.
AUGGCACGGACGCUCUGCUCAAACGGCUCAACGGGAAACUUCUUGUGCGCCACGGGAGACUGCGAAUCAGGCAAGAUCGAGUGUCCUGGCCGCCAAUACAGUUGGUCGCCGGUGACUUAUCUCUACUUUAGAAUCGAUAUCGGCGGAGUCAGCAGCUACUUCAUCAGCCUCGAGUACGGUUACAACCUUCCCAUAAAGGUGGUCCCCUCACAGACUAGUCCGACAUGUUUUAGCUCUGGUUGUAUGGUUGACUUGAAGGAGACAUGUCCGGAAGAUCUUGAUCUAUUCGACGGUGGGAAACAAAUCGGCUGCGUUAGCGCGUGCCGAAGAUACGACACACCGGAGAUUUGUUGCAGCCAAGAGUUCAAGACAAAGCAAAAAUGCAAGCCGACGAUGUACACUCGGAACUUCGAGCGCGCUUGCCCUUUCGUCUAUAGCUACCCCUACCACGAUUUUACCAGCACAUGGACUUGUCCUACCUCGACUGAUUUCGUUGUCACGUUUUGCCCCUCGUCCGUUCCAAAUAACACCAGGAUCUCGAUGGGUCUGGAAGCAGGACCAAAACAUAAUUCUUCACAGAAGAGGCUUAGCCGCUUUAGUUGUGUUAAUCAUUAUCAUUGUGAUUGCGGUAAUGGUGAGAGCAAAGAAUGCGAGAAGAAAGAGUGA